This is a messenger RNA of Durio zibethinus, 2861 nucleotides long. Its product is annotated as protein ESMERALDA 1-like. The record is from RefSeq and is a predicted model, not a curated record. NCBI's taxonomy places the organism in Eukaryota, Viridiplantae, Streptophyta, Magnoliopsida, Malvales, Malvaceae.
UAUUGGACACGUGAACUAAAUAUCAUUGAGUUUAUAGAUAAAUAUGAAUAGAAAGAAAGUAUAAAGUCCAAUUGUCCAUGUAAGGAAACAACAAUAUCAAAAUUAUUUUAUACCAAAUUUACCUUAACAUCUUGUAAUAAUACUAAAUUUCCUCUUAUAGUAAUAUAAAUUAGAAAUUUUUGGGUGCAUGAAUCUUGUGAAUCACUACAUUCACCAAAAGGGCCAACUUAAUUCAAAACGUCAAAGAUGAUGCUUCCAAGUAAGGACAAUGAACACGAAAUUAAGGAAAAAAAUUUAAGUGUGAAAUUAGAAAAGAUGCAUGCAUGUGAUUCUAAGUUUGAACAAAAAAAAAAAAAACUUACUUUUCCCACCAUCCAAACACACCUCGUAUUCGACAUCUGUCUUUCCUCUUGUCUCCUAGUUCUUCCUCCCAAACAGCACGUGCACGUGCUAUCUUCUUUCUCUGCCUCUGUUUCAAUCGCUGCAAUAAAAAAAAAAAGAAAAGUUUCUUCUCUCUCUCUUAUUUUCUCGCCUCUUCUCUCUCCCCCCGCACAGGAGAGAAAAGAGAAAAAAAAUCCAAAGCUUUCAUCUUCUCCCAUGACGUAGCCAGAAAAAAACUAAAAAUAAAAUUUUAAAAAAACCCAAAGGAACAAAUUUCUUUUUUUAUUUUUCAAAUGCUCGCGAAAAAUAGGAUUCCUAGUAGCGGCCACAGCACCCCAUCACCGCCGGCAUCACCACUACGGUCACCGAGGUACCGCCACGGAAGGAAGUCGGGUCGGUUCAGCCCGUUCCAACCGGGGCGGACCAUAGCCCAUCGUCUCGCUUGGUUACUUCUAUCGGUUCUUCUUCGUAGACAAGGGAUUUUCCUCUUUGCUCCUCUCAUUUACAUCUCUGGGAUGCUUCUUUACAUGGGCACCGUUUCGUUUGAUGUGGUUCCCGUUGUUAAACACCGACCCGCAGCCGGCUCCGUUUACCGGAGUCCCCAGGUUUAUGAGAAACUUAAAAUUGAUAUGAAUGGCGAUAAUUCCUCUGCUGAUGCGAUUUGGACUAUUUGGAAAAAUUCCUAUAAAAAAGGGGAGUGGAGGCCUUGUGUAAACAAGUCUUUUGAAGGCUUACCUGAAUCAAAUGGUUACAUAUAUGUUGAGGCAAAUGGAGGCUUAAAUCAGCAGAGGACAUCGAUAUGCAAUGCAGUUGCUGUGGCAGGCUAUCUUAAUGCAACACUUCUAAUCCCUAAUUUCCAUUACCAUAGCAUAUGGCGAGAUCCCAGCAAAUUCAAAGACAUCUAUGAUGAAGAUUAUUUCAUCAGUGCCUUGAAGAAUGAUGUACGAGUUGUUAAUAAGAUUCCUGAGUACAUAAUGGAACGAUUUGACCACAAUUUAACCAAUGUUUACAACUUCAGAAUUAAAGCAUGGUCAUCCAUCCAGUAUUAUAAGGAUGUAGUCCUACCCAAGCUCCUUGAAGAAAAGAUUAUAAGGAUUUCUCCUUUUGCAAACCGCUUAUCAUUUGAGGCUCCCCCAACUGUCCAAAGACUCAGAUGCUUGGCAAAUUAUGAAGCUUUACGGUUUUCAAGUCCAAUACUGAGUCUUGGAGAAACUUUGGUUGCAAGAAUGAAAGAGCGCAGUGCAAACAGUGGUGGCAAGUAUGUUUCUGUACAUCUUCGCUUUGAGGAGGAUAUGGUUGCUUUCUCUUGUUGUGUAUUUGAUGGUGGGGAGCAAGAAAAAGAAGACAUGAAAAAAGCGAGGGAAAGAGGAUGGAAAGGAAAAUUUACAAAACCUGGUCGAGUUAUACGCCCUGGAGCAAUCAGGAUUAACGGGAAAUGCCCACUUACUCCUUUAGAGGUUGGAUUGAUGCUUAGAGGUAUGGGAUUUGAUAACAAUACGUAUAUUUUUUUGGCAUCUGGAAAAAUAUACAAUGCUGAGAAAACAAUGGCUCCAUUAUUGGAAAUGUUUCCCAACUUGCAAACGAAAGAGAUGCUGGCUUCUGAGGAAGAACUGGCUCCAUAUAAGAACUUUUCUUCCAGGAUGGCUGCCAUAGACUAUACAGUUUGCCUUCAUAGUGAGGUAUUUGUGACAACUCAAGGUGGAAAUUUCCCUCAUUUUCUGAUGGGCCACAGGAGAUACUUGUAUGGAGGGCACUCCAAGACAAUUCGACCAGACAAGCGAAAGUUGGCAUUGCUAUUUGAUAAUCCUAAUAUUGGGUGGAAAAGUUUUAAGCGUCAAAUGCUGAAUAUGCGGUCACACAGUGACUCGAAGGGAAUUGAACUGAAAAAGCCAAAUGAUUCAAUAUAUACCUUCCCAUGCCCUGAUUGCAUGUGUCGUACAAACAAAUCAGAAGACUCAAGAUCAUCGUCGGCUACGUGAUCUGCUUGGAGAGGGAUUUUGAUAGGUGUUCCUUGUACCUGUAUUUUAGCAAGCACAUCUUGCAGCUAAUCCCCUUUUUCGUGUUUAAUUUUUUUAUUUUUUUAAUCCUCUUCAUGCGGCAAGAGGGCAUAAAAUUCAAUUUUGGGAGCAUUGAGGCUUUAUUUCACCAGGAUUGAGUUGAUGGGGGAGUUGCAUUUUUUUGUAUAUGAUUCCAGACACAACAAUAUCGACAAUUUUGCUAUUGGAGGGAUUACCCCAGCAUUAACUGGAGAUUGUUUCACAAUUGCUGUAGCAGCUGCUGAAUCUAACAAGCUGUGGAUAUAACACAUCGUAUUCUUUCACACCCUGAUUUUGUGAUUUUUUGUAAAUUAGUUACAGCUUGAAUUGUAAGACUCUAAAGACAGGAAGAAAUUUGGUGUACUUUUGUCAGAAAUCAGGGUAUUGAGUUUCGUGUACAAUUUUUGUUCACCGUCUUAACUUUUUCCGAUUUCAAGAAUUUCU